Molecule: messenger RNA, 2940 nt
Organism: Xenopus laevis (African clawed frog)
Lineage: Eukaryota; Metazoa; Chordata; Amphibia; Anura; Pipidae
Gene: lsm4.L
Product: LSM4 homolog, U6 small nuclear RNA and mRNA degradation associated L homeolog
Exons: 5
Coding region: 1169-1693 (174 amino acids)
Biological process (GO): nuclear-transcribed mRNA catabolic process; RNA processing; mRNA splicing, via spliceosome
Cellular component (GO): nucleus
Molecular function (GO): RNA binding
Source: RefSeq, a predicted model, not a curated record
GUGUGUCAUGGGAAGGUUAAAAUAUGGGCAUAUUAGAGUCAUGUAACCUCUGUAAUCUCAAAUGGGCAUGCAUGUUCCCGCCUGUUCUUAGCUCGUUGUGUAGCAAAUACAGUUCGAUUACUUAGUCAUAUAUAUGGUUGUUGGGCUCACUAACCCAGGCAAUACUGCUCCUUAGUUAUUUCAAGCGCAGAACAAAAAAAUUAAAAAUUCCUACAGAAACAAUUGAUGGGAGUGAAGUGCUUUAAGUCUUUCUUAUUCAUUGAUUUAGUGAGGCUGUAAUUCAAAUAGCAAAAAAUUAGGGAUGGGCCAAAUCCACUAUUUUGGGAUUUGGCCAAUCCGAACCAUAAUUUGCAUAGGAAGGAAGGUUUAAAGACAACCAUGCAGGUGGCCAUGCUAGUUUCUUAGUGAAUAAUAACCAAUAUAUACCAUACAGUAAUGCUAUGAUUUAUUAGCUGCCAAAAAAACAGAAUCUUUAAAAGGAAUUAUGCUUUUGUGUGUUCAGAUUGCAUAUUUAACAUACACAAUUUCAGUUCAAUAAGCAACAUUUUGUACAAUUGAUUUAUCUUUUCUAAAAGUAAAGGGAAACGCAACAAAAAUGAAUAAUGUACUCCAAAGGCAGUAGUUUUAUUUUAUAUUGUGACUGGAUGGAGCAGGAAAUUCUCUUUUUGAUAAACAGAAUGAAAAAGUAUCUGACCGUCUUGUUCUAGAACACGGAAUUCUCUGGUAUCUGCCAUAUUGUGUCAGUUUAGAUAUUGCGCAGAGUCUUCAGUAUAACAGUACUGUUCCUUAAAAUUGAUAAUGUAUUUCCAUUGAAGUUUAAAAAGUCUGCUUCUGAAAAAAUCUAUGUAAAAGCUAUGUCAUGUGGAGCAAAUUUCCCACCAGUGUACUUAAGUUGACAAAUAAUUGAAAAUGCUGUUUUCUGUUUAACUGUGUAGCGCUCUUUGUGCCUAAAAGCUCCUCCUCACAUGUAGAAAUGCAAAUAAAUUAAAUAGGGUGUUUUUUUUUUUUUUUUUAUGGACUAUGCAUUCAAGAUUCACUGUAUAUGGAGAAACACUUUUAUUUCAACACCAGGACUGUGGAUAGUCUGUAUAUGUUGUCUUGCAUGGUCGCUAUAUAACUAAAAUGCUUCUGAAAUGAAAAAAAAGGGAACAAGUAAAGCUGGCCAUAAAUGCAAAGAUCCGAUCCUACGAAUCGAGGAUUCGUACGAUUUUCGGACCAUGUGUGGAGAGUCUCAACAUUUUUCGUCCGGCGGAGAUCGGUCGUUUGGUCAAUCAAACAGCUGCCGUUAUCAUUAUUAAAAACCGCCCAGAAUCACCCAAUGUUGGUGGAAUUAAAGAAUGGUGAAACAUACAAUGGUCAUCUAGUGAGCUGUGACAACUGGAUGAACAUCAAUCUAAGAGAAGUCAUCUGUACUUCAAGGGAUGGUGAUAAAUUUUGGAGGAUGCCAGAGUGCUAUAUACGGGGAAGCACAAUUAAAUAUUUGCGGAUCCCUGAUGAGAUUAUUGACAUGGUAAAGGAAGAAGUGAUGUCAAAGGGCAGAGGACGUGGAGGCAUGCAGCAACAAAAACAGAUGAAGGGCAGAGGAGCUGGUGGAGGUGGACGAGGUGUCUUUGGAGGACGAGGCAGGGGCACCCCUGGUGGAGGCAGAGGCCAGCAAGACAAAAAGCCUGGCCGACAGUCUGGGAAACAGUGAUGUCUUCUUGCCAGAGACAUUCGUUUAGUAUUGACUCUAUGGUCACGCCUCAGCUCUGCAAAAUGUUUAAAGUGUUAAAAGUGUUAAAGUCUCGGCACACCAGCAAUUUUCAAAAAAAGAACUGCAUUUUUUUCCACUUCACCCCUCCCUCUUUCCAUAUUGUAGGACCAGCUUAAAGCAAGAGAGGGGACAUGAGCCAGAGCCAGAUGUCAAAACACGUGAUUAAUGCCUGUGGGAGGUCUUCACAUCCUAACCUGCAAAUGAACUUAGCCCAUGGCAUCGAAAGGUCAUUUGGGUUAAACUCCAAAAGCAGGGGGUUGGGGUGUGUAGUUAGAAGGGUACACAUCACUUGUAACAACUGUGCAGCAUCAGUAUGGUACUGGCUUGUCAGCUAAGCCAAUGCAAACAGUUUGGAGUAAUGCAUUUGAGCUUCAUUAUUUAACCACUUCUCUGCCAUUGCUAGAUGAAGGAGACAGAUGCAAUCUGAUGUAGACAUGCCUCUCGAAUACAUGUGAAAUCUUCCAGAAUGGUUUAGUUACUAUUGCAUAUUGGGGGAGGUUUUUUUUUUUUUCAGUUAAAUUAUGUUUGCAUAUGAAAAGGUUAAAUAACUUUCACAUAUAUGUAACACAAUACCCUCUGAAAUGGAGAAUAUGUAUAUAGCAAUUUGUGACUGGCACAAUAGAUUUACAUGAGUGAUUAAGCAUUCCGCGUUUUGGCUCAUUUCAUAAGCCCAAGUCCCAGGAGAGCUGUAGUUUGCUGAAUAGAUGCCCCCAUGGAGAAUAUAAAAAGCACAUUUCUCCACUUGUAUCUGGUUAUGGAAUGUUCUAAAUGAGUAGAGGUUACAGUUCCUCAAUUGCAUUGGAUUUGUGUUCAAAUAUUUUGGAGUAGCCAUGGUUACUAUUCAGCCGAUGAUUUUACUUUCUUUUUUUUCCCCUCACAUAAAAUUCACAUUUUUGUCCCUCAAAGAUAUGGCUAUUUUCUUAAACACUCUUUCUUUUUUUUUAUGAUUUAAACACUUGUAUAAGCACUUAAAUCUGGUUGGCUGCCUUUUUUCACUUUUAUUUUUUAGUAUGUGAAAAGACCACAUUUCUCUGAACAAAAACGGUCAGAAUAUUGAGAGGAGAUUGGGGAAACAAAAUGUGUUUUGUUGUGGAAAACAUUUUCUUGUUACUAAGAGUGUAAGAGUGCUGUGACACUUUUUUUUUUUUUUUUUUUCUUUAAAAAUAAAAUAUUAGCAAUGGAAAAUU